Lolium rigidum is the source of this 1560-nucleotide messenger RNA. Its product is annotated as desmethyl-deoxy-podophyllotoxin synthase-like. The transcript has 3 exons. The record is from RefSeq and is a predicted model, not a curated record. Lineage: Eukaryota; Viridiplantae; Streptophyta; Magnoliopsida; Poales; Poaceae. Bases 1 to 1560 code for a protein of 519 amino acids. Gene Ontology annotation, molecular function: monooxygenase activity; oxidoreductase activity, acting on paired donors, with incorporation or reduction of molecular oxygen; iron ion binding.
AUGGCGCAAGCGCAUCUAGAUGAAGAAGUGGUGUACUACUACUACCUCUAUUACACCGUUGUCUUGGCCACCAUCCUCGUAGUGGUAGCUCGUUUCCUUGUCGUCAAGCUGAGGCAGCGCAAUUCCGGUGAGAACCCACCACCGGGGCCAUGGCAGCUGCCUGUGAUCGGCAGCCUCCACCACCUCUUCGGGGCCCUCCCACACCACGCCAUGCGGGACCUCGCCCCCCAGCACGGCCCUCUUAUGCUGCUUCGCCUGGGUGAGCUCCGCCUUGUAGUGGCCUCGUCGGCCACCGCGGCGAGGGAGGUGAAGAAGACCCACGAUGCCGCCUUCGCCAAGCGCCCCCGGACGACAACAAUCAACGCCAUCACAAGGAACGGCGUCGGCAUCGUGUAUGCGCCGCAGGACGAGCAGUGGCGCCAGGUUCGUAAGCUGUGCGUGAACGAGCUGCUCAGCCCGCGGCAGGUCCGGUCCCUCCAGGCCACCCGCGAGGCUGAGGCCGCGAGGCUGGUGGCGGCACUGGCGUCGGCAGUCGGAGCCGAGCCGGUGAACUUUAGCUCCCACAUCUUGACCUACGUCAAUGACGUGGUGGUGCGCGCUGUGGUGGGCGACCGGAUGACGGACCGGGACGCGUUCCUGGAGUGCCUGGACGAAGGCAUCAAGGUGGCCACUGGGUUCACCCUCGCCGACUUGUUCCCGUCGUCGCGGCUCGCGCGUGCAUUCAGCCGCACGUCGCGCCGGGUGGAGGCAGUGGUAAGCGAUAUGAAGCGUAUCAUGGACGGGGUCAUCGACGAGCACCUCGCGAGGAGGUCAAGCAAGGAAGAAGAAGAAGACCUCCUGGAUGUGCUGCUGAGGAUCCAGACAGACGGCGGCCUCCAGGUGCCUCUCGAGGCAGGAACCAUCCGUGCCAUGAUCACUGAUCUCUUGGGGGCCGGGAGCGAGACCACAGCAACGACGCUCGAUUGGGCCAUGACGGAAAUGAUGCGGAACCCACAUGUUUUGCGCAAGGCGCAGGCGGAGGUCCGCCAUGCCCUCGCCGCCGGCGGGCAGAGCCGCAUCCGGGAGAAGGCCCUCCCACAGCUGCGCUACCUGCAGCUUGUUAUCAAGGAGACGCUACGGCUGCACAUGGCCGGGCCGCUGCUCCUCCCACGGGAAUGCACAGACCCCUGCCGUGUCCUGGGCUAUGACGUUCCCAAGGGCGCCAUGAUGCUUGUCAACGUGUGGGCGAUCGGUCGGGAUACCGCCAACUGGGGGCCCGACGUCGAGGAAUUCAGGCCGGAGAGGUUUGAGGAGGCCGGCACCGUCGCGCUGGACUUUAGGGGCACAAACUUUGAGUUUCUGCCGUUCGGCGCCAGCCGGAGGAUGUGCCCAGGGUUAACAUUCGGCCUUGCGGUCAUGGAGCUCGCGCUGGCCAGCAUCGUCUUCCAUUUUGACUGGGAGCUACCCCAAGGCACUCCUCCGGUGAAGCUGGACAUGAUAGAGGCAUUCGGCCUCACGGCAAAGAGAAAGACCGAUUUGUGGCUACGUGCCACUCUUCGUGUUCCUAUUCCUAAUCUGUAG